Selaginella moellendorffii is the source of this 1622-nucleotide messenger RNA. Its product is annotated as transcription factor MAMYB. The transcript has a single exon. The coding region runs from base 34 to 1017 and encodes 327 amino acids. The record is from RefSeq and is a predicted model, not a curated record. NCBI's taxonomy places the organism in Eukaryota, Viridiplantae, Streptophyta, Lycopodiopsida, Selaginellales, Selaginellaceae. Gene Ontology annotation, cellular component: cytosol. Gene Ontology annotation, biological process: 'de novo' cotranslational protein folding; regulation of translational fidelity. Gene Ontology annotation, molecular function: ribosome binding; Hsp70 protein binding.
CACAAACCCUAGCUAGGGCUCUUGGGUGAAGGCAUGGACUUCGAUUUCGUGGACGAGUGCCGGCCCAACUUCCGCUUGCAAUCCAAUGCGGGUGUUCCACCCCAGCAAGGAGAUCCCAUCGUGGACAGGAGGCACGCCGCCAUCUGCGUGAUCCUAGGUAUGUCUGUGCUGCUUUGCUGCGCGUGGGUGGCGGCGUGGUCGUCGAUUGCGCAGCUCGUUGCAGCCUGGAUAGCAGUGUCGCUCAUUCUGGGCCCGCUUGCUCCCAUUUCUCUCACGGCUGGCGAUUGCAGCGUCGGCCAGGGUGUGAUCGUUGCUCCUCUCGACCCAUCUCCAGCUCCUCUUGCUGUGGAUGCCGCCGCGGACAAGAAGAUUUCUAGAUCCAGGAAGCAUGCCGGGGCUGCCAGGGCUGUGGAUUCGUCGCCACAAGUCGAUGGAACGGGAGGGAUCCUAGAGGCGCAGGAAGGAAAUGCUAGCUGGAAUGGGACGGGGGAGAGUGACGGCGCAGUCGUGGAAGGGGAGUGGAGUGAGGAGGAGGUUGCAUUCCUGAGAAAGCAGCUUGCCAAGCACCCGAGAGGAACAGCGAGAAGGUGGCAAGUGAUCGCCCAAAGUUUUGGCGGUUCUCGCACGGUGGACAAUGUAAUCCAAAUGGCAAAGGCUCUGGCAGACAAGAAGCCUGGCGACGAGGAUGCGUAUGCCAAGUUCUUGGCACAGAGGAAAGUGUCGAGCCGGCAGAUAUCAUUGGAUCUCAGCCUGAGAGAGGAGUUUGAGGAGGGAUGGCAGCUUGUGGACGAGGAGGAUGAUCCUUCUCCUGCCCCUGGCAAUGCAGGGAGCGUCGCCUGGUCAGAUGGUGAAGACAAGGCGUUGCUGGCUGGUCUCAAAGCAUUUCCGAAGGGCACACCGUCGAGGUGGGAUAGGAUACAGGCCACGGUGCGAGGCCGAAGCAAGAGCCAGUGCUUGAAGCGUUACUUGGAACUCCGAGAUGGCUUUCGGAGCUCAAAGCUGCGAAAAGAAAGUUGAUAUAACAUGGAUGGGAAUGCUUAGAACACUAUGCGUAAUUCAAUUCUGAGUCGUCCUUUGAGAUGUUGAGCCGCGCGUCAAGUUUGGCGUUUCCAGUGUCCGCGAACGAGCAAUGGCCAAGUAAGCUGAUUAAUCGGUCGAAGGAAGACAUUUGUCCUUGCUCCUUGACAGACGAGACGGGAGAGCGUUUUGCACAGGGUUGUGGUUACUGUCGCAGUCUUUAUGGAUGUCUCUUUCAGCGCGUAAAAGAAGGGAUGAUCCUCAAGACAAGAAGAUAAUACAUAUUGAAUAGGGGCUGGCACAACAAGUUGUGUUGGAGGAUCAACAAUAAGAGAUCUCAUCCCUCCCCCCCUCGGUCUUAUAUUUUUUGUUACGUGGGAUUAAGAAGCUUUGGACGUCAAAGGCUGCUAUGAAUAUGAAUCGAAAGAGACAUUGGAAUUUGGAAUGAUGAAAUGGAUCGCGUCUGGCACGGGACGGCACGGCCCGGCGGCUCUGGUUUGCAAUCUAGACAGCAUCUGGUCUAGAAUCUGGAGUGGAGAGACUUGUUGCUCGAGGGUCAGCUUGCAAUGCUUCGUCAGCUCGCAAUGAAUGUACUCGGUUAGGAA